Chanos chanos (milkfish) is the source of this 3682-nucleotide messenger RNA. It is a transcript of the gene trpm5, whose product is annotated as transient receptor potential cation channel, subfamily M, member 5. The transcript is spliced from 26 exons. Lineage: Eukaryota; Metazoa; Chordata; Actinopteri; Gonorynchiformes; Chanidae. The record is from RefSeq and is a predicted model, not a curated record. Gene Ontology annotation, biological process: calcium ion transmembrane transport. Gene Ontology annotation, cellular component: plasma membrane. Bases 20 to 3682 code for a protein of 1220 amino acids. Gene Ontology annotation, molecular function: calcium-activated cation channel activity; ligand-gated calcium channel activity.
UAUAAAAGAGUGUGGAAGCAUGCCAGAGCACCAGGACACCCCUCUGGAGGUGGUAAAGCAGCGCAGGCGAUGCCCACAGUGUGGAGAGCAGGUGGAUGGGACACAAGAACAUAGUACACUGCUGGGAUGUAGGUGUUACUCCAAAAUGGAUGCGUCAGGUAGGAGAGGAGUUUCAGGGAUGACUGCAGCUGAGGGGCAGGAUAAACCUCAUUGGACAGUUGGCCGUGUGGGAGACAUUGACUUCAUAGGCGCUGGCAGGACCAGGGGCAAGUUUGCCAGAGUACAAAGCUCCACAGACCCAGUCCAGAUCUACAAGCUUUUGACUGAACAAUGGGGCCUUGCACCUCCUCACCUGGUGGUGGCACUAGCUGGGGGAGAUGAGUUGGCUCAGAUGAAGCCCUGGCUCCGAGACACAGUGAGAAAAGGCCUGGUGAAAGCUGCUCAAAGUACAGGUGCAUGGAUCCUGACCAGUGGGCUUCGUUUUGGCAUUGUGAAGCACCUAGGCCAGGCUGUACAAGACCAUUCCCUGGCCAGCACCUCAUCAAAGGUGCGAGUGGUGGCUAUUGGCAUCGCUCCUUGGAACAUGAUCCACAAUAGAGAUCUGCUGCUCACUGCAAAGCCGGACCAGCCAGCAACGUAUCCCACAGAGGACCUUCCCCAUGGGACGGUCUAUUCCCUGGACUGUAACCAUUCUCAUUUCAUCCUGGUGGAGGAAGACCCUCAUAGGCCUGGUGCCACUGGUGAAAUGAGGGUCAAACUGCUCAAACACAUCUCCCUACAGCGCACAGGAUAUGGGGGUCCCGGCAGCUUUGAAAUCCCAGUCCUGUGUUUGCUUGUUCAUGGAGAACCCAGGAUCCUGCAGAGAAUGUUCAAGAACAUCCAGAACUCCACUCCCUGGCUCAUCCUGGCUGGGUCAGGAGGUGUGGCAGACAUUUUAGUGACGCUGAUUAACAGAGGAUGCUGGAGUGCUGAAAUGGUCCAAGAGUUACUACUGGACACAUUUCCUAGCGGUCUCCACAGCACUGACAUCACGACCUGGGUCAAACUGAUUCAGAAGAUUUUGGAUCAUGGACACCUGUUAACUGUCCAUGAUCCAGAGCAGGAAACAUCUGAACUGGAUACAGUCAUUCUCAAAGCCUUGGUCAAGGCCUGUAAAAGUCAGAGUCAGGAGGCUCAGGACUUUCUGGAUGAGCUGAAGCUGGCUGUGGCAUGGAACAGGGUGGACAUUGCUAAGAGUGAGAUCUUCAACGGAGAUGUGGAAUGGAGUGCACAAGACCUAGAGGAGGUCAUGAUGGAUGCGUUGGUGAAUGAUAAGCCUGACUUCGUCCGUCUGUUUGUUGAUAAUGGGGUAAAUCUGGAUGAAUUCUUGACUUACGGUCGUCUUCAGGAACUUUACAGCUCCGUAUCUGAGAAGAGCCUGCUUCACGACUUGCUUCUGAAGAAACACCAGGAGAAACAGAUCCUGUUGGCUUCUGCUCGGACCCCCGGGCCUCCACACACUGAAACUGGGGAUCGACGACCUCGCUUCACCCUACAUGAGGUCUCCAAAGUCCUCAAAGAUUUUCUGCAUGACUCCUGCAAAGGGUUUUACCAGAGGCUUCCAGAGAAAGGGUGUAAGGGUCGUCUCUUUCAAAACAGCAAGAACCUGCCAGAUCUGGAAGAGCGUUGUGAGAACCCAUGGAGGGAUUUGUUUCUCUGGGCCGUUCUGCAGAACCGACAGCAGAUGGCUAAUUACUUCUGGGCCAUGGGUCCUGAGGCAGUCGCAGCAGCACUGGCUGGUUGCAAAAUCCUGAAGGAAAUGGCUCGUCUGGAGUCAGAGGCAGAGUCUGCUCGCAGCAUGAAGGAAAACAAAUAUGAACAGUUUGCUCUGGAUCUGUUUAGUGAAUGUUAUUCGAACAGUGAAGAUCGAGCCUAUGCCUUGCUGGUGAGGAAGACUCACUGUUGGAGUAAAUCAACAGUCCUGAACCUGGCCACAGAGGCGGAUGCCAAGUCUUUUUUUGCUCAUGAUGGUGUGCAGGCUCUGCUCACUAAGAUCUGGUGGGGAGCCAUGACCACGGAUACAGCCAUCUCUAAACUGGUCCUUUCCUUCUUCUGCCCCCCACUCAUUUGGACCAAUCUUAUCAAGUUCAGUGAUGAAGCACUGGAAAGCAGAGGAAGUGGUGAGCAGUUUGUAGAGUUGGAUAGUUUGGACACAGAAAAAGCAUUGCUCCUUACAGAAGAAGACCCAGCGGGGGCGGACGCUGAUGUCAACCCGGCGUCUCAGAGCAACUCGGCAGGUUGGAGCCAUUUUCUUCUCCGUCGAUGGCGUCGGUUCUGGAGUGCUCCUGUCACGGUUUUCCUGGGAAAUGUCGUCAUGUACUUUGCAUUUCUGAUUCUCUUCUCUUAUGUUCUACUGCUUGACUUCCGCCCACCACCCCCAAAAGGCCCAUCUAUAGCUGAAAUUGCCCUCUACUUCUGGGUCUUCACUCUGGUACUGGAGGAAAUCAGACAGAGUUUCUUCACAGAUGAGGAUAUGAGUAUAUUGAAGAAGUUUAAGUUAUAUCUAGAGGACAAUUGGAACAAGUGUGACAUUGUGGCAAUUUCACUCUUCUUGAUCGGUGUGUCAUGCAGAAUGGUGAAAAGCACCUAUGAGGCUGGCCGUACAGUCCUGGCGUUGGACUUCAUGGUGUUCACCUUGAGACUCAUCCAUAUCUUUGCCAUUCACAAACAACUUGGACCAAAGAUCAUCAUCGUGGAGAGAAUGAUGAAGGAUGUGUUCUUUUUCCUGUUCUUCCUGAGUGUGUGGCUAAUUGCUUAUGGAGUGACCACUCAGGCUCUACUGCACCCUAAUGACCCACGCCUGGACUGGGUUUUCCGCCGCGCUCUCUAUCGCCCAUACCUGCACAUAUUUGGACAAAUCCCCUUAGAGGAGAUAGAUGCUGCAAAGAUGUUAUCUCAAAACUGCACCAAAGACCCAGAUGAGAUUGUCGUAGGUGUUCGGCCACCCUGUCCCAGUAUAUACGCCAACUGGCUGGUCAUUGUCUUACUGGUCAUCUACCUACUGGUCACCAACGUACUCCUACUCAACCUGCUUAUUGCCAUGUUUAGCUACACUUUCCAGGUGGUGCAGGGGAACACAGAUAUCUUCUGGAAGUUUCAGAGGUACAACCUGAUAGUGGAGUACCACAGCCGGCCAGCCCUGGCCCCGCCCUUCAUCAUUAUCAGUCACUGCUCACAAAUCUGCCUCAGCGUCUUCAAGAAGACAGAGUCCAAACUAGAGCACCUUGAGCGGGAGCUUCCUCCUGGACUGGAUCAAAAGCUAAUGACGUGGGAGACAGUCCAAAAGGAGAAUUAUCUGGCCAAACUGGAGCGUCAGCACUGGGAGAGCAGUGAGGAGAGACUGAGGAACACCUCCUCCAAAGUGCAGAGCUUACUGAAGAUUGCCGGCGGCUUUAGGGUGCAAGAAAAACGUCUGUCAUCUAUGGAAACUGAGGUGAAGUACUGCAGUGAGGUGUUGUCCUGGAUUGCCGAAUGUUUCGACAAGAGCACACUGAAAUGUGACAGAAGUGCACCUCAAGCUCCACAUUCUAAGGCCAGCAGUAGCAGUUCUGGAGACCCAAAGCAGAGUGGAACAAGAGUGGAGGAGAAGGCGGAGCACCCAGGAUACGGAGCUAACAAAAAAUUCCCAUACAUUGAUGAGUAA